Daphnia magna is the source of this 1325-nucleotide messenger RNA. RefSeq names its product chitinase domain-containing protein 1. Bases 51 to 1277 code for a protein of 408 amino acids. Gene Ontology annotation, cellular component: extracellular region. Gene Ontology annotation, biological process: carbohydrate metabolic process. Gene Ontology annotation, molecular function: oligosaccharide binding; chitin binding. Lineage: Eukaryota; Metazoa; Arthropoda; Branchiopoda; Diplostraca; Daphniidae. The record is from RefSeq and is a predicted model, not a curated record. The transcript has 9 exons.
UCAAUAGCAAAUGAAGUGUUUUGUUUUAAACAGCAGAUCCAUGACGUUUCAUGGUUUCCAUUGUUUUCUUCACAGUUGAUAGGAAAAUGGAGCUUCAUCGGCAGUUGCUGGCGUUUGUUCUUUUUAUUUCUGUUAUCCUUCAUUCUGUGGACUCGACUUUGUCAAAAAACGAUCCAAAAAAACCCAAAAGUAAACCGUCUGUUAUAAUAAAGGAACAUCCACAAGAGGAAACGGUAUUCGAACGAGAGCUGGUCAAUGUAAAAACAACAGCUACGGAGAUACUGUCGGACUACAAAGUAUACAGUACCAAGACUAGUGAGAGAAGAAUUAAGAAAGCUGUCCUUGGAUACAUCACACCUUGGAAUGGUCAUGGAUAUGAUGUAGCCAAAAUAUUUGCCAAUAAAUUUGAUUUGAUUUCUCCAGUUUGGUUGCAAGUUACGCCAACACCUGGUGGGAAAGGCUACGUGAUAACAGGUUUGCAUGAUGUUGACAAGAAUUGGAUGAGCAGUGUAAAAAACAGAAGCUCUCAAUCUAAGGUUAAAAUGGUUCCCCGUCUAUUGUUUGACAGAUGGUCAGGCCAGGAUUAUGCGCGCCUGUUUAAGGAAAAGAGUAGAAUAUGGGAGCUCAAUCGAGUUAUUUCCGAAGCAAUAAAAGAAAAUGGAUUUGAUGGAAUAGUAAUGGAAGCUUGGAGUCAACUAGGAGGACAACAUUCUGAUGAAAUGAUUAGAAUCAUUGGCCAUCUGAGCAACCACCUCAAGGAAUCUAAAUUCAUUUUCGUUCUUGUUGUCCCACCUCCAGUAUAUCAUGGUAAUGCGCCGGGUAUGUUCCGUCACGAGGAUUUCUCCCGACUUGUGGACUCAGUCGACUAUUUUUCUCUAAUGACAUAUGAUUAUUCUAGCUCACAGCGCCCUGGACCAAACAGCCCUAUACAGUGGGUGAAAAAAUGUGUGGAAAUCCUAGAUCCGGAAUCCAAACAUCGCAACCAAAUAUUGCUUGGAUUAAAUUUUUAUGGCAACGAUUACAGUAUAAAUGGCGGUGGUCCAAUUGUAGGAUCGCAGUACAUUGAUAUCUUGAAAAAUCAUACUUCGGCAAAAUUUCAGUGGGAUGAUAAAUCAGAGGAGCACUUCUUUGAGUACAAAAAUCAAGGGCGCCAUACGGUGUUUUAUCCGUCUUUGUACUCUAUUGACCAGCGCAUCCGCCUUGCAGCUAAAUUAGGUACCGGUAUUUCCAUCUGGGAGUUGGGGCAAGGUCUGGACUACUUCUACGAUUUAUUGUGAAAUCGUUAAAAUCGGCAUAUUAGCCUAUUAAAUGUUUUUGGCAUUGGA